This is a messenger RNA of Prosopis cineraria, 1540 nucleotides long. RefSeq lists its product as uncharacterized. The transcript is spliced from 3 exons. NCBI's taxonomy places the organism in Eukaryota, Viridiplantae, Streptophyta, Magnoliopsida, Fabales, Fabaceae. Bases 348 to 1277 code for a protein of 309 amino acids. The record is from RefSeq and is a predicted model, not a curated record.
AAAGAGAAUGAUGUCUAGCAGUGAUGUAGCCUGUUACAACUUACUUAGAAUGCAUAGAUCAACAUUUGAUAAGUUGUGUUCUAUGCUAACGGAUGUGGGUGGUCUUAAACCUAGUAAGAACAUGCUUGUAGAUGAACAAGUUGCCAUGUUUUUACACAUACUAGCACAUCAUGUGAAGAAUAGAGUAAUACAACAUAACUUUGGUAGAUCGGGAGAAACUAUUAGUAGGCAUUUCAACUCAGUACUUACUAGUAUGAUGAGACUUGGAGAUAUGUUGUUGAAGAAACCAGAGCCAGUGGCUGAUGACUCUAGCGACGAAAGGUGGAAGUGGUUUAAGCUGAACAAACAUGUCAAGUAGGUCUGGAAAAUCAGACAAGCACAUGUGGACACCCGAAGAGGAUGAAUUAUUAAUUCAAUCCAUGAUGGUGCUACAUGAUAAGGGAGAACUUGUAUCUGACAAUGGUUUAAGGCCACGUGUCUUAAACACUUUGAAGGACAUGCUUGAUGGUUUGAUACCUGGAAGUGGUAUUAAAGCCCAUCCCCAUAUUCAGUCAAGAGUUAAGAAGUUAAAAAUUAACUAUGGUGUGGUUUCUGACCUUCUUAAUUUAUCUGGUUUUGGUUGGGACCCUGAAAAGAAAUGUGUGACAGCUCCCAAGACUGUUUGGGAUGAAUAUGUGAAGGUAAACAAGAAAGCUGCUAAAUGGAGAAACAAGACUUUCCCCCAUUAUGAUGAGCUAUCUAAUAUCUUUGGGAAGGAUAGGGCAAAUGGAAAGGAUGCUCAAACGUAUGAAGAUAUCGUUGAAGAGUUUCAUGAUCAACAUGGGUUUACUUCACCCGUAGAAGAUACUCCUACUGAGCACAUUCCAACUGAUUCUCAAAUGGAUGGAUCACAUGCCAAUACUUCACCACAAGAGAACUCUCCAACUGAGCUGUCCCCUUCUGAUGCAACUUCCGGAGCGAAAAAGAGGAAGCGAAACAGCACUGAAGCUCAACCUUCCAUGCUUGAAGGCAUGAAAAUGAUUGUUCAAACACUAGCUGAUGGGUUGAAGGAGUCAUCUGAGCGUUUUGGCAUGCACCUUGAUAGAGUUGAACGUGAGAAACGUAUUGAUGGCAUGAGGUCGUCUCUCCUUGUUGAGUUGAAGAAGGUUGAAGGACUUUCCCACCAAGAACGUCUCAAGGCAUAUGUGAAGAUUAUUGGUGAUGAGAAUAUGCUAAUUGGCUUUUAUUCCAUGCCUGAAGAGGAUAAAGCUGAUGUGAUUCGCGAAAUAAUAGCAUAAGCUAGUAUUAGUGUCACUUGAUAUUUUGGUGUAUCUCGAUUUUUUGGUGAUCCUUAGUAAAGUUGCAAGAGGAUCCUUUAUAUGUAAUGUCAUGUUUAGAUGUCUAAUUUUUUGUGUAAGAUAUGGCAUAUCUUACUUGGGUGCUUGGAUAUAUGAGUAGCACCAUUGACUAUAUUUUGUUUCAAAGUAAGAUAUAGAGUAUCUUGCUUCCUUGACCUUAUUAAUUAUGAUAUGAUAAAUGACAUCCUUUGUUUCAUGUUUUA